Molecule: messenger RNA, 9405 nt
Organism: Podarcis lilfordi (Lilford's wall lizard)
Lineage: Eukaryota; Metazoa; Chordata; Lepidosauria; Squamata; Lacertidae
Source: the annotation of a GenBank genome assembly
GCCUACUCUCUCAGAUUCUCCUCAGGCUCCUUCGCUCGCGACUGUCUCUUCCCCGCUCAGGUUUCCGAACCCGCGAGAACGAAGAGGAGGACGGGGAGAAGCAAAGCGCCUGAGCGGAUAGUAUCGGAGAGAGGCAGGAGGUACAGCCGUUCCGUACUGCCAGCGGCGGGCGAGCGGGUGCCGGGCCGGUAAUGCGCUGUGUGGAAAGCCGUUAAAACAGAAGGGCGGGCCUCCUCCCUGCGGACUACAAACCCCAGAAGCCCUUGCGCCAAAGGGCGGGCCUCCUGCCUGUAGCAGCUGCGAGAUGGGCGGACCUAGAGGUUCGCGAGUCUUGUCAGCUUCGCGAACUGCAUAAAUCUGGUCGCUGUUUGCUGCUCUUCAAAUUAUGACAUUUGUAUACCGCCCUUCGUCUGUGCAUCUCAGCGAUUAAUAAUAAUACAGUAAUAAUUUUAUUAUUUAUACCCUGUCCAUCCAGUUGGGUUUCCCCAGGCACUCUGGGCAGCUUUCAGCAUCUAUAAAAACAAGGCUCAUAAAAAUACAAGAUAAAAACGCAAAUUACGUAAUAAAAGCCAGAAUAAAACACAAACCAAUGACCCCCAUCCCUCCCACAAAUUUUUAAAGGCCUUAGAUUGUUUGAAUAGCCAAAGGCUUUGGAGAAGAAAAAAGUUUUCACCUGGAGCCUAAAAUAUAUGUAGUGAAGCCACCAGGUGAGUCUUCCUGGGGAGAGGAUUCCAAAAAUGGGGAACCACUGCAGAAAAGGCCAAUUCCUGUGUGCCACCCUCCAGUCCUCUUGUGGAGGAGGCACACAAAGAAGGGGCUCAGAUUAUGACCACGGGGUCUGGGUAGUAUUUUGCACAUGCUCACACCAAUCUACCAUGAUCUCACCGUAACAUUAAGUAGUGUAGAAAUAAAACAAACCAGUUGAUCAACACAAAUUACAGACAUUCAGCUGCCCACAAAUUUGUACCCAAAGUGCUAGUACAGUGGUGCCUCGCAAGACGAAAAGAAUCCGUUCUGGGAGUCUCUUCGUCUAGCGGUUUUUUCGUCUUGCGAAGCAAGCCCAUUGAUGGGAUUAGCGGAUUAGCGCUAUUAGCGGCUUUAGCGGCUUUUAGCGGCUUUAGCGGCUUUUAGCAGCUUAUCAGCUUAUCGUAUAAGCAUAUACGCGGCUAGCGACUUAGAAAAGAGGGAAAAGGAAAAAAAACCCAGGAACUCGCAAGACAUUUUCGUCUUGCGAAGCAAGCCCAUAGCAGAUUCGUUUUGCGAGGCACCUCCAAAACGGAAAACUCUUUCGUCUAGCGAGUUUUCCGUCUUGCGAGGCAUUCGUCUUGCGGGGGCACCACUGUAUUUUACUCGUCCCCCAGUGACCAGCUUUUUCUUACUCAUGUCAUGCAUCAUUAUUUAUGCAUGUACAAUUUUGUAAGAAAAAUACAAAAACAAUUAAAAAAAAACAUAACCAAAGCUACUGGAAAAUUAACAGCACACAAUAGAGGACAAAUCAGUAGGAAGGGGGGAAAGAACAAUACAAAACUAAUGAAACUAGGAGCUUCAUGGCUAUCCUUCCCCCCCCCCCCCGCUGAUUUAUGUUUAGGCAAAGGUAAAGGUCAUGACUGGACCUAAUGGUCAGGGGUCCCGACUCUGGGGUUGCGGCGCUCAUCUCACUUUAUUGGCCGAGGGAGCUGGCAUUUGGCCACAGACAGUUUCCGGAUCAUGUGGCCAGCAUGACUAUGCCACUUCUGGCAAACCAGAGUAGCGCACGGAAACACCGUUUACCUUCCCGCCAGAGCGGUACCUAUUUAUCUACUUGCACUUUGGCGUGCUUUCAAACUGCUAGGUUGGCAGGAGCAGGGACCGAGCAAUGGGAGCUUACCCCGUUGCGGGGAUUCGAACCACCGACCUUCUGGUCAGCAAGUCCUAGGCUCUGUGGUUUAACCCACAGCGCCACCUGCGUCCCAAUUUAUGUUUAGUUGAUUGAAAAAUGUGGAUUCAUUUCAAAUGCAUUAUAAACGAGAAGUACCCUUAAUCUUUUUUUUUCCACAGCUGUAGGAGUUGCCAAUAGUUUUCAAAUAGCAUUCCAAGGGACACUUGAAGGCAGAAGGGGGUCCUUAAAAUCAUCUCAGUGAGCGCCAUGAAACACAACUUAUAAAUGCACUAAUGAUCUUCAUUGCAGUGUACUGACAAAAGAGGAACAUUCCGACUUCUGGGGGGUAUUUUCAUGGUGAUAUGUGUGAAAUGUGAAGUGAGUGCACACCUAAGAACAUGUCCCAGAAUCUUUUGUGCUGUGUAGCAGCUGUUCAUUAACAGAUACUGUGGUAGGAAAGUGUAGUUUGGAGGCCAAUACCACAUUCUGUCCACACAUACUUAUUCCUCUCUAGGAAGGUUGUUAACCAAUCCUUUUCUUAAACCAAAGCAUUCUACUAUCACUAAUAAUGGUAAAUUAUUACCCACCUUUUACCCUAAGGUUACAACAAUUAAACAACUGACAAUCACAAAAAUAAGGUGCAUCACAUGUGACUGUGAUUUUCUACAUUAUCUUAUUGGACAGUUGAUCACAACGAACACCUGACAUAUGCUGUGGAGUAGUUAUCAGUUCCAGCCAGCUACAAUCAAGGACACAAGAUCCUCCUCCUAAUAACAUCCUCAGUUAUGUUAUGGGAGGUCAGCAGGGACCGACCAGGGGAGAAUUGCUAGAGUACGCUUUUGCCAUAAGUACCGGUGAAACAAAAGUUUGCAAUGCAGUUAUUUCAGUUCAUAUUACAAAAAAUGCUUAGUAGAGUUUUCAAAUAAAAUAAAGAAUAGAAGCAAGUUGAAAAUUCAAUUCUCAACUGUGUGGAUCAGUGCCAUCACCCUGGGCAAGGUGCCCUCCAGUCCCCACCCUCAGUGCAGUCCUAAUGCCAUUCCAUGCUCACAUAAGCAUAUUAAGUAGUGGCAGUGUUAACAGCAGAAAUGAACAUCCCUACCUGCCUUUUAAAUAAGAUUUUUAUUUACAAAUUUAUAAAGAGCACUCUCAUUAAAAACAUAUCAAGCUGUUAUACAAUAUUUAACAACAAAAACAAAGAUACAUAAAGCAACAUUAAAACAUUAUUUGAAGCAUCAAAUAGUGAUUGGAUUGAAAAGAAAUUCAUGUUACAAGAGCCUGUCUGAGCAAGACAGUCGUCAAGAGGCAUGUGACUAAAGGGAGGAAUGGUUCCCACUGAACUACAAAUAAGGAGUUCCAUAGGGUAGGGUCUGGCACACUAUAGCCUUGGUCCCUAGUGAUGGCCAGCCAAAUCUCAGGGACUUUGAGAACUGCCAGAAGUCCCCCAUAAGGGGAUCAAGGUAGGACAUAAGGAAUCAGACACUCCUUGAGCAAAGUGGAAACGAGUGCUAUUUUACUAGACUAACUGUCAGUACGCAGUCCAGCCCUGAUCAGCAAAGUGCUGGGUGAGACUACAGACACCCACCGUCCUCAUUUUCUCAGAGUGGUUCUGGGCUUUGCUGCAAGUGUCUGCAGCACAUCACAGUGCCCCUGAGUACCACAAGCCCCUCUUCCUUCAAACAAAUGUUUUAGAAAUGGCCAUCGCUCAUAAUAUUUAUCCCAAUAUAUGUCAGCUCUGCUGUAGUGAUUCAGUUCAUAGUCAGUUCAUAGUAAGGUUAACCGUGUUGUUUGCAAAGCAGAGCGAGUAUCUUUAACAGCUGGAUGUAGGCAGAAAUUCAGCAAGCACCACCCCACCCCUUCAUGGAGAAGACAUCAUCCUACUAGCUAGGCAUUAGGCAUUAACCCUGUAUAUUAGAUUGCAAUGAGGGAAACAGGAUUUGCUGUGAUACCUUCUCCACUUACAUUUAGGCCACUAAACUUUUUUUACAAGUUGAGCUUCAUAUUCCUCCAGGAUUUGGAAGCAAAUACUCCUGCUUUGCAACAAUGUACCGAAGAUUCAUAGUAGAAUACUUCCAUGUGGUAUGGUUUGGGAAGUGGUGUGUACACAACGUUGGCUGCAAUCCAUAUCUAUUCUGUUGUUUCUUCGGAAACACAGUGUUUUGAUGCAGUUUUCCCCAAACCAGUUUUGAUCUGAAUUGAGAAAAAGAAUGACUUUGCUGUGUUUUAAGCUAGCAAUGUGCACACAUCAUCGGUUUUCAAUGAAAUAUACAGGGAUAGAUAUUCCUUCCAGGAACCACCAACUUAAUCCAUUUUAGUUUCUUCUAGUACUCAUAACAGCAUGUUAGGGGGUCAAGUGUUAGAAAUUGGGUUGUAAGAGGAUCUCUUAUAACUUGUUCAUUUGAAGAGGCUACUCCAUUUCUUGCUUAAAACCCUUACCAGGCAGAUGUCGUAAAGACUGUUUAUGACUACUAUGUUAGGCUAGGGAAAAAGCAACACAAAGACACAAGAUGUUCAAUCAAACUGCCUAAUAAGAUUAAAUACUCUUGUUUUUAGUUUGCAUACAUCAGUGGUUGACUCUCCUGGGAUUAUUCCUUGACAAGUACAAAUUACAUUUUCCUGUUUACUUACCUGACAAGUGUCUCCCCCUUUGCUCUCGAGGUCCAUCUACCUGUUGCAGGAACCAUGGCUUGUCACUGCUCCAGAUGCAUGCCUCGUGAAUUAUGCUAGUAAUAUCUAUCAUCUAUCUAUCUAUCUAUCUAUCUAUCUAUCUAUCUAUCUAUCUAUAAUGGCUUUUCUCCCCCCCAACCUUCAAACUUUACUGUGGUUAUAGCAGGGGAUUAGCAGCAGCCAGAUACUAGCUGCCUGUUACAGGGAACAUGAUAAGUGUAGAACAUUGCAACAUAAAACAAAUGAAGAUGGCUUAUUUCAGAAACAGAGAAACAACAAACUGUAGAAAGCUGUUUGAGGCACAUACUGUAAGCCUGUAGCCUGACUUGGAAGAAAACACCACAGUUUAUAAUGGGACGUGCCUUAUUCCCGAUAUAUGGUCUUUCAACCUUAGUAAUCUACUGACCUUUGUCUCAGCAUUGCAUUGCAACCCAUUCUUACUUUAAAGAUGAUUUGAUGAACAAGAACAGCUUUGCACAUUGCAAGUAGGUUAGUUGAUUUUGUGUCUCAUAGAUUCUGCAAGAUCAUUCUGUACUACAUCUAGUGCAUGUUGGUGAUGUUAUAUAAAUAUUAAACGAUAUUAAUUAAAAAGGGCAGCGAGAAGACCACAAGAUCUAAUCCCAAGAGGAAUAUCAGUUACCACAUUUGCUACCUACUCAGUAAAACCUAGCACUGAACCAGUUCUUCUGCUAUUUGUUAGCAUUAAUUGGCCAAUUAUUUCUUCUUCGUUUUUAAUCAAAAACAGCCCCAUUUUUUGGUACCUCUACCUACUUUGGAGGAGAUUAUGGAAGUUUUAAAAAAAGUUUUGUUAUGAGAAUUGCUACCCUUACUAUUUCAGUCCCUGUUUCAGUCUCCUCUUCCCCAUUCCAGUCUCUAAAAGUUACAUCUCUACCUUGGUGGAAGGGGGAAGGUACAUUUCCUUUCUGGUGCACAAGCCUGAAUACUAAAUUAACCAGGUAGUGUGCUUGCUGUUAUUUCACAGGCUGUGGAGGAGUUGAAGGACUGCGAUCCUUCCCUGCUAUCUACCUCCUCAUUCUAGUAAUUGGACCUUAUAUACAGGUUUGUAACUACACAUUUGACUAUGUCUUUUUUAAAAGCAGGAGCCACCAGCCUUUGGAGGCCCAUGGGCACGCUUGCAAACCUGAAGAGCUCACUUAAAAGUAUGUGUAUCCUACCCUCUCUAUAUAGAACACUCCAAGGCAAUAUUCUGUCAGCAUGUUCCUUUAGCAAUGUUUUCAUAGACAAGGCCUACACUAUGGGUGCAUCUAUACUACAAACUUAAAACAGGCUUUAGAACUAUUCCGUAGACCUGUUGAGGAAUUUCUGCCGUGUAAGUCUAAAUGUGUACAGGAGGGCGAGGAGGGGGAGAGAGACAUGUCAGCUGGUUCUUUCCUACCAUCAUAUUCCUAUUAGACUUGCCACCCACUCCUACCACCCAUGGGGGGGCAUCUAUAGAAGCAGGUAUCUUCUAUGCAUAUAGGGUCUUCACACUCCCUUAUGUUCCACAUCACAAGGGGAGGCUAUAUGCUUGGAGCAUGCUCCCCUCUGCAGGUGUUCCUGUAGGCAUGGGUCCAGCUCUUCCCUUCUGAAAUUCCUCACCACAUGGACUGAAUGCCUGAAUACAUCUCAUACCCCUAGGGCACCCUGGGGUCUGGGAGGGGAACUAGGGAUUCGAGACAGUUCUCUCAUCACUGUGAACUAGGAUUCUUUGGGGAGGGUGUGAACGAAGAGAGAAGAAUCAGGAUAGCAAAUCUGGUAUAACAUACAAAUUUGUAGUACAAUUAUGCCUCCUACAACUUUGUGAUAAAGUAGUCCAAUGUGAGUCACAGGUUUAGUAUCUUACAGUUAUGUUCACCAUGGUAAAUGUCAGUUCAGAUGAUAGCACCAUUCGUGGUAUUUGGUACUGGUGGUAGAUUUAGUUCAUUUCAAACAAUAUGGUUUGAAAUAAGACCACUAUGUGGUUCUUGCAAAGGGGCUGUAUAACUAAGUAUGUCAUCACCACAGCAACUCGGCAGCAGAAAAUAUAUUGAGUCAAACCCUACAGAGGAUACACUACUAAUUGCACUUUAAUAUUAGAUAUCCAAACAGGACCCAAAGCAGAGAAACAUGAGUCUCUGCACAGAAGGAAUGUUUGAUAGCUAGAUAGCCAUAUAUUAUUUUUAAUUCUCCUGAGCUGCCCUGGAAGCAUUUUGUGUUAAAGUGCUUGGAAAAAAAUUACAAAAUAAAUAGAAGUAAUGGAUAUAAGAGCCUUCCUAUUGACCCCCCCCCCAUCCCCAGGGGAAAAAACUCUCAACUAUGGUAGCAGAGCACCCAGGGAGUAGCCUUUCUCCCCUACAGCAGCCAGUUUGACAGCAAAGCUAACAGCCAGCCCAGAGCAACAUCAGACCAAUAUGUACUGGAGCUCUUGUUUAGGCUGUCUAUACAUGUUACUUGUUUCAGCAACAUAAGGUAAAGGUAAAGGGACCCCUGACUGUUAGGUCCAGUCACGGACGACUCUGGGGUUGUGGCGCUCGUCUCGCUUUACUGGCCGAGGGAGCCGGCGUUUGUCCGCAGACAGGUUCCGUGUCAUGUGGCCAGCAUGACUAAGCCGCUUCUGGCGAACCAGAGCAGCGCACGGAAACACCGUUUACCUUCCUGCCGGAGUGGUACCUAUUUAUCUACUUGUACUUCGUGCUUUCGAACUAAGUUGGCAGGAGCAAGGACCGAGCAACGGGAGCUCACCCCGUCACGGGGAUUUAAACCACCAACCUACUGAUUGGCAAGCCCUAGGCUCUGUGGUUUAACCCACAGCGCCACCCGCAUCCCUGCCAAUACAUAAAGGAAAUGUCAAAUUAGUCAACUAGAGUAAUGUAGCAUUAUUGACUAUUUGACAAUGGAUUUCAUCAUCACAGACUGUUUCACAGACUGCUGUAAUUAAAAGCCUGGCAGGAUCUUGCCCAUUUUAGAAUAGCAAUUAAUUCAGACUUCAGUGUUACUUACCUAGCCACCUAUAUUCCCAGAAGCCCAAGCCUACAGCUAUCACACUUUGGAGAGUCCUGUAUUUCACUGCAGGAUCAGAACCAUCUAAGGAUCAGGCAACAACUGGAUCUUCCAGAGGAAGAAAAUCAGGCCAAGGUAGCUAGUUUGAAGGAAUGGCGUAAAGAGAGCUAAGCCAAGGUCAGUUACAGGAAUCUUAGCAGAGCAAGGACACAUAGGCUUGCAAGCUUGCUCCUAGAAAGGGAAAGCUAUACAAGGACAGAAAAGUUAAGUGAAAUUGAUGAACUAUGCAGAAAUGGCUAAAUUGACAUACAAACGCAGAGAUAAGGACAACUGUGACUUUAAAGAAGAAUGGGAACUUUUCACAUAUUACUUAAAAAGGCAACAAAACGAAUUGGACUCCUUGGCAGGUUUUGAAUAAACAUACACAAAUCUAUUGAUUGUUAACAUAGUAGAUACAUAAUAUAAGGAUUUAUACAAUUUUACAGUAUGCAGAGAACAAUAUGAGUUGAGAAAUCAGAGGAGCUGAGCGAAGUCUUGGGGGGGAGGGAGGGUUUGAUGGGGAGGUGGGGGGAAUGAUGAAUAUGAGAUGUUUUGAUAUUUUGUUAUGUUGAAAUUGUUAAUAAAAUAUUUUUUUUUUUAAAAAAGAAAAGUUCGGUGACCAAUCAGAAGGGAGACAAGUGGUGCAAGGUGCAGAGUGGUGAAAUCAAGGGAGUACAGUUUUAGUCCAAUACUAAUUGUUGUUGGCAUUCAUCUGUCUCAAAAGAGAAUGGAAUGCGCCUCCAGGGGUGAAGUCAGACCGCUGGAGAAUCACAGCACCUACUGUGCAGAGACCGGUAACUUGUAACUGCUGCCUUCUGCAUUGUUUUUGCUGUGUUAGCAGCACCGAAGGGACAUCUCUGGGGCCAAGCCUGGGCAGUGUGUGUGGAGGCCCUGGGCUGCUGAGAUGACAAGACCUCAUUGAUGUGGUCUAAAGGAAAGCAGAGCAAUAGGUUUGGCACCAGCUUGGCUACAGGAGUUGCCAAAAGGAGGCUUACAAAGACACUAUCCAACCAUGUUAGGGACUCCACUCAGGAUUUGUGUAGGGUUUACUCCUUAGCUUUUUAUUCUUCCAAAGAUGUCCCACAAGGUAGCAGGUACGGCUUGUUCCUUGGGGUUUCACCCCGAAGCCAUUCUCAUGAAUGAGUAUAGCUGCAAGUCAGUGGAGGUUUAGGAUCAGAGUUGUCCUUCUCCAAUACUAAUUGACAUUUUCAGUUUUAAAUUAGCUUGCUGCAAUGCUAAUUAACUCAUUGCGUGGUAUAUGGGGUUUUACUGGAGAUGAAUUGAUAGAGCAAUUCCCUCCUGAAUGAUAGAGCAUUACAGCUGAUGGCAUAUCUCCAUUUAAUGCAAAACAAUUCUGGCUGCUCUUACCUCUUUCUUUUAAAACAAUAUUUAUGGAUUAAGCUGCUUAGGAGCUAGGGUGUCCAUUUCUGAGGCAGGAAUAAUGGAUAAACUCCAGCUCCCAGAAGUCUGUAGUUCAAGAUUCACCAUGGCACUGAUGUAAGCCUUUUUUUUUUUAUAUAGGCCAAGAGAACGGAAUAGAUAAGAGGCUAAUGGUAUACCUGCUCCAGAACAAUUGCAGAAAUCAACCAGACCUACUUUUUUGUAAAGUAAAUCUGCAUUGUAGCCGGCAAAGUAAAUGGACAGUUUACAGUCUCAUUCAUUUUAUUUUGGUAGAGAAGCGGGUAGAGGAAUCAGGUUACCUUUACAGAGUUAUCAAAUGCAACAGUUACAUCAUCAUGUUGUGGGAUUUAGCCUGCUAUAACCAGAUGUUUUCCGGUGCACCUGUACCUUUGGAACAGGCUUGCUUUAGCACCUGCUCUUUCUCAAUAGAUGUAUUCUCACUUAGAGCAGAGCAGUCCCAAUAG